UAUAGCGGACUACUCUCUUCAUUUUCUCCAUCUCCAGGACAGCCUUGUCUAUGUUCCUUCUCCUCCAUUAGUUCUAAAAGCUGGAUAUCUUUAUAGAUCUGUUGGAAGAGGACUACUAGUAGUAGAUAUAGCCAUGGCUGGAGAACAAUUGCAAGUGCUUAAUGCACUCGAUUUGGCAAAGACUCAAUGGUACCAUUUCACUGCAAUUGUGAUUGCCGGAAUGGGUUUCUUUACAGAUGCGUAUGAUCUAUUUAGCAUCUCCCUCGUAACCAAAUUACUCGGCCGUAUAUACUACCAUGUUGAUGGUGCAGCAAAGCCAGGCAUAUUACCUCCCAAUGUUUCAGCUGCUGUCAAUGGCGUUGCACUGUGUGGCACCCUAGCUGGCCAGCUCUUCUUUGGCUGGCUUGGUGACAAAAUGGGCAGAAAGAGCGUCUAUGGCAUGACCCUUAUUCUCAUGGUCGUUUGCUCCAUUGCCUCUGGACUUUCCUUUGGAGAUGAGCCGAAGGCUGUCAUAGCCACACUUUGUUUCUUCCGGUUCUGGCUUGGCUUUGGCAUUGGUGGUGAUUAUCCCCUUUCUGCCACCAUCAUGUCGGAGUACGCGAACAAGAAGACUCGUGGGGCCUUUAUUGCUGCAGUUUUCGCCAUGCAGGGCUUUGGAAUUUUGGCUGGUGGAAUAGUUUCACUCAUUGUCUCAGCUGCAUUUGAUCACAAGUUCAAGGCUCCGUCCUACCAACUAGAUCCAGUUGGCUCCACUGUGCCACAAGCUGAUUAUAUCUGGCGCAUUAUUUUGAUGUUUGGAGCUGUGCCUGCUGGUCUGACUUACUACUGGCGAAUGAAGAUGCCUGAGACAGCUCGAUACACCGCCCUCGUUGCCAAGAAUGCGAAGAAGGCAGCUGCUGACAUGUCUAAGGUGUUGCAAGUGGACAUUGAAGCCGAAGAGUCCAAGGUGGAGAAGCUGGCAACGGAACCUACCAAUUCUUUUGGUUUAUUCUCCAAGGAAUUUGCCAAAAGACACGGCCUUCAUUUGAUUGGAACCACUACUACUUGGUUCUUGCUGGACAUUGCUUUCUACAGUCAAAAUCUUUUCCAGAAGGACAUUUUCAGCGCAAUUGGGUGGAUUCCAAAAGCCGAGACCAUGAAUGCAGUUCAAGAGGUUUAUAGAAUAGCAAAGGCUCAAACCUUAAUUGCACUAUGCAGUACUGUUCCUGGGUACUGGUUUACAGUGGCUCUCAUUGAUUAUAUGGGAAGGUUUGCUAUUCAACUCAUGGGUUUUUUCUUCAUGACCGUCUUCAUGUUUGCGCUUGCUAUUCCUUACCAUCAUUGGACUUUAAAGCCCAACCGAAUUGGAUUCGUCGUAAUAUACUCAUUCACCUUCUUCUUUGCAAAUUUUGGACCCAAUGCAACCACCUUUGUUGUGCCAGCAGAAAUUUUCCCUGCAAGGCUAAGGUCAACUUGCCACGGAAUAUCUGCAGCAUCUGGGAAGGCUGGUGCCAUAAUUGGGGCGUUUGGCUUCCUAUAUGCCGCCCAAAACCAAGACAAAACCAAGACAGAUGCAGGCUACCCACCUGGUAUUGGAGUAAAAAAUUCGCUCAUUGUGCUCGGGGUAGUCAACUUCUUGGGGAUGCUCUUUACUUUCUUGGUCCCGGAACCAAAGGGAAAAUCAUUGGAGGAGUUGACAGGAGAGAAUGAUCAAGAGGAUAGACCUCAAGUGGACCAGCAGUCCCCUUCUACCAGGACUGGUCCAGUCUAGUUAUUUGGUUGAAUUUUACAAGCAUGGAGACCAAGAUAGAUCAAAGCUACGUCUCAAGUUGCUUUUAUAUUUCUGUGCAAUGAAAUAAGGUAAAUAUUUGCUUUGAAUACUUGAAUUCAGAGCAACUAUAUCCCAUGUUUUUUACUUUGUUUG
This is a messenger RNA of Vitis vinifera (wine grape), 1903 nucleotides long. RefSeq names its product inorganic phosphate transporter 1-4-like. The record is from RefSeq and is a predicted model, not a curated record. Bases 134 to 1750 code for a protein of 538 amino acids. Lineage: Eukaryota; Viridiplantae; Streptophyta; Magnoliopsida; Vitales; Vitaceae. Gene Ontology annotation, biological process: transmembrane transport; phosphate ion transport. Gene Ontology annotation, cellular component: membrane. Gene Ontology annotation, molecular function: phosphate transmembrane transporter activity. The transcript has 2 exons.